Agelaius phoeniceus (red-winged blackbird) is the source of this 2445-nucleotide messenger RNA. The record is from RefSeq and is a predicted model, not a curated record. Lineage: Eukaryota; Metazoa; Chordata; Aves; Passeriformes; Icteridae.
UUCCAGCAGCAAGUAUGGCAAUGAAAACAAAGGCAAUUUGUCUCCUCACUUCCUGGUUUCCAACUGUUCGUUGCUGGUUUUUUUCUGCUGCUUUUUCCUCCUUGAACUUGCAGGUGAAGAUGGCUGCGGAGGAGAAGGGGAAAGGCUGCGCUCCGGAGCAGCAGGCGGAGGCUGAGCCCGGCGGGGAGAGGGAGCCGGGCGCGCUGCGGGGCCGGCAGCUGCCCGAGGCCGGCAGGUUCGCGUACGCCGCGCUCUGCGGGAUAUCCCUCGCCUGGCUGUUCCCUGAAAACGAGCAAAGCUCCUUCAGGACAGAAUUCAUCAAAGACUUUGUGAAGUGGCUGGACCUCCCUGAUGCUGUCUUACCUGCCAUGACAGCCUUUGCUGAUGGCUUGGGAGGUGAGGGCACAGAAACUUUCACUGAAAUUUUGCUGAAGGAUCCCAUCUUGAAAGAAAAUCCACUUCUCAUUACCCAGGACCUUUUAUCGUUCUCUCUUCGAGAUGGAUCCUAUGAUGCUCGUGCCAGGGUGUUGAUCUGCCGUGUCAGCUGGCUGCUGAGAAUUCCCUUGGAAGAUCUGGAAGUCCUGGAGGAAUCUCUGCUUGAGAGCCUGAAGGAACAAAAAGAGGAAGAGUCAGAAACUGCGGAAGUCUCAAGAAAAAAGAAGGAGAAAAGGAAGAAGCUGAAGAGAUACCUGCUGAUCGGUCUGGCAACUGUUGGGGGUGGAACAGUGAUUGGUCUGACAGGAGGCCUGGCUGCCCCUCUGGUUGCUGCGGGAGCUGCCACGAUCAUCGGGAGUGCUGGAGCAGCUGCUUUGGGAUCCACUGCUGGGAUUGCUGUCAUGGCAUCCCUUUUUGGAGCAGCAGGAGCUGGACUUACUGGAUACAAAAUGAAGAAACGUGUGGGAGCCAUAGAAGAGUUUGAAUUCCUCCCACUUACGGAAGGGAAGCAGCUCCACAUCACCAUAGCAAUCACUGGAUGGCUGUGCACUGGCAAAUAUGGGAGCUUCACAGCCCCGUGGAGCAGCAUGUUGCACUCGAGUGAGCAGUACUGCCUGGCCUGGGAAUCCAAGUACUUGAUGGAGCUUGGCAACGCCUUGGAUUCCCUGCUGAAUGGCUUUGUGAACAUGAUGGCUCAAGAAGCCCUAAAAUUCACUGUCUUGUCAGGGAUUGUGACAGCCUUGACUUGGCCAGCAUCACUCCUGACUGUUGCCAGUGUCAUUGACAACCCCUGGGGAGUGUGUCUGCAUCGCUCUGCUGAAGUGGGCAAGCACCUUGCACACAUCCUGCUCAGCAGACAGCAGGGCCAGAGACCUGUCACUCUGAUUGGCUUCAGCCUGGGUGCCAGAGUCAUUUACUUCUGCCUGCAGGAAAUGGCUCAGGAAAAAGACUCACAAGGGAUCAUUGAAGAUGUUGUCUUACUGGGAGCUCCAGUGGAAGGAGAGGCCAAGCACUGGAGAGCUCUCACCAGAGUGGUGUCAGGCAGGAUCAUAAAUGGCUUCUGCAGGGGGGACUGGCUGCUGAGCUUUGUUUACAGAACCUCCUCUGUCCAGCUCAACGUUGCAGGCCUCCAGCCAGUCGACCUGGAUGACAGGAGGAUGGUGAACAUGGACCUUUCCUCUGUGGUCAAGGGCCACCUGGACUACAUGAAGCAGAUGGACACGAUCCUAAAAGCUGUGGGCAUUAAAACCAAGGACUGCCAGCUGGAAGAGAGGGGCAGUGGCAGUCUUUUUUCCCCUCAAGCCAAGAAAUCCCAGCGGGCAGCUGGCAGCGAGGCUCAGGGAGAGGAAAACACCAGGAAGGAGGAGGAUGAGGCUGGGAGUGAGGCUCUCCCAGCUGGCUGUGCUCACCGACAGAAUUCCUCCAGCUCUGCCCUGGGAGAACCCUCUCCUCCCUGCCCAGACUGCUCACACAGCACAGACAGCAAGGACCAGGCAGUGGGGAAGGGAGCAAAUUAGGGCAGAGCUGCUCAGCCAGCACAAAAACCGCUGUCAGCACAUCCGUGGCUCGGGGAUUCCCAGAGGAUGGAGCUGGCGGAGCUGCAGCUGCAGUUUCCAGCCCCUCCGGAGAAAAGCGUGGCCCUGGCACGGCACCGGAUCAAAGCAUUGGAGCAGCCGCCCACGGCACCUCCCCGAGGCGAGAGAGGGCACAUUCCUGCCGGAGUCUGUCUGCCCUGCUCCAAGGAAUCCGACAGAUCCCAUCCAAAUCCUUGCAGGAAGCAGCUGCACCCCUCGGCACCGUGUCCCUGCUGUGACUGGGGAAAGCAGGUGGCUCCGAGGGGAUUUUAAACAUUUCACAGAGAAGGGUUCAUUAUUAGGAAAUUAAAACCAUUUUCCACUGGAGAUGAGUCUGGUUUGAGGAUCUCAGAUGUGUUCCAGGCUCUACCUGCCCCACUCUGGACAGAUCUGGAUCUGCUCUCCAGCUCUGCUGAUCAGGAGGGGAAAGGCUCAG